AUGGCGAUGGCGAGUCUCGCUAGAAGAAGAGCUUCGACGCUGUUCUCUUCCUCUUCGAAGAAUAUCUGCAGCGGAACCAAGUUUUCGUGGAUUGCGAGCAGGGGAUUCGCCUCUGGAUCUGACGAGAACGACGUCGUCGUCAUCGGCGGCGGGCCUGGAGGUUACGUAGCCGCGAUCAAGGCGGCGCAGCUUGGCCUCAAGACCACGUGCAUCGAGAAGCGCGGGACCCUCGGCGGGACCUGCCUCAACGUCGGUUGCAUCCCAUCUAAGGCUUUGCUUCAUUCCUCUCACAUGUAUCAUGAAGCAACACACUCAUUCGCCAGCCACGGUGUAAAGGUCUCUUCCGUUGAGGUAGACCUUCCUGCCAUGAUGGCCCAGAAGGACAAAGCCGUUGGUAAUUUAACAAAAGGCAUCGAGGGCUUGUUCAAGAAGAACAAAGUCAACUACAUCAAGGGCUGGGGCAAACUCCUCUCCCCCUCAGAAAUCUCAGUUGAAACUUUGGAGGGAGACAACAAAGUUGUCAAGGGCAAAAACAUCAUAAUAGCCACCGGCUCGGAUGUCAAGAGCCUCCCCGGCAUCACCAUCGACGAGCAAAAGAUUGUGUCCUCCACCGGCGCCUUGGCCCUAAAGGAAAUCCCCAAGAAGCUUGUGGUCAUCGGGGCCGGCUACAUCGGCCUUGAGAUGGGUUCCGUGUGGGGCCGCCUCGGCUCGGAGGUCACUGUGGUCGAGUUUGGGUCCGACAUUGUCCCAACCAUGGAUGGAGAGGUCCGGAAGCAGUUCCAGCGUUCGCUCGAGAAGCAGAAGAUGAAGUUUAUCCUCAAGACUAAGGUUGUCUCGGUCGAUCCUGCUGGAGAAGGCCUCAAGCUAACGCUCGAGCCAGCUGCGGGCGGUGACCGGACUACCAUUGAGGCAGAUGUUGUCCUCGUCUCGGCAGGACGGGUCCCAUUCACCAGCGGGCUCGAUCUGGAGAAAAUUGGUGUUGAGACUGAUAAAGCGGGUCGGAUCCUUGUGAACGAUAAAUUCGCAACUAACGUGAAGGGCGUUUACGCAAUAGGUGAUGUCAUCCCAGGGCCCAUGCUAGCCCACAAGGCCGAGGAGGAUGGGGUGGCUUGCGUGGAGUAUAUAGCCGGAAAGGAAGGGCAUGUGGAUUAUGAUAUGGUUCCUGGUGUGGUGUACACGCACCCAGAGGUGGCUUCGGUUGGGAAGACAGAGGAGCAGGUGAAGGCACUCGGGGUCAGUUACUGUGUCGGGAAGUUUCCGUUUUUGGCAAACAGCAGGGCAAAGGCGAUAGAUGAUGCGGAGGGAAUCGUGAAGAUACUUGCCGAGAAGGAGACGGAUUCUUUAGCUUCAUUAGCUGCCCGUAGCCCCGGUGGGCUUCUUGUGCUGCAGAUCCCUCCGGGAGAUGUCAAACCGUGGCUGACUCAUGAUUGCCUUGGUGUCUCCCACCCGCGAAACAUAGUUGUUAAUCCGUCCUAG
Striga hermonthica is the source of this 1476-nucleotide messenger RNA. NCBI's taxonomy places the organism in Eukaryota, Viridiplantae, Streptophyta, Magnoliopsida, Lamiales, Orobanchaceae. The record is from the annotation of a GenBank genome assembly.